AUGAUGAAGAUGGGAUGCUCCCUGUCAAUGGCGGUGCUGGUGCUGUUUGCUUGGACUAAUGGAGAGGCGCUCGAGUCUUUAAAUCAAACAGUACUAGGCGUAAAUAAAGUUUCUCUUAGACACGGCCUGACAUCGCCACGUCCGUACCUGCAACUCCCAGUGUACGUGGAUUCUGGGCAGCCCCCGGUGGAGAAGCAACAUCUCUUCCCAAAUUGGGGGACCGGUUCCGAGGGUUUACCUGGGUUCCUCAGGAGCGUUCUGCUGCCGGAGACACCCGAGUCUACAAAGCAGAGGGAUUCGGCUGUUUCCGUCAAAGCUUCGUGUUACCCGAAUAAAAUGCUCGUCGAAGUUCCGAGGAGUAUUUGGGGAAAGGACGAACCUCCAUCUCGGUUCAAACUUGGUACGUGUUCGGUCAGCAGCAUCACCACAGAUUACGUUUACUUUGAGUACGACGUCGAUUUAUGUGGAACCAAAAUCACGGUGAUAAACGGACGAGUGGCUUAUUCCAACACAUUACACUAUGAGCCUCCAACCCUCCAAGGUUCGAUCAGACGAGCGGCUCCUUUCACGUUGCCUGUUGCUUGCGUUUAUAACAAGUACCACUACUCUUACAAAGUGGGAUACACACCAAGGCUCCAGAGGAGAAAAAUCUACAAGCCAAUGCAGAACAGGAAUGAAUUCUCUCUGUCACCUCGAAAUGCUGCGUGGCAACCACUCUCUCCAACUGAUAAAUACUUGCUUGGAAGUCCGAUGUACUUCCAGGCAGAAGGUCAGUUUGUUCCCGACGGCCAGCAACUGUAUGUUCACACGUGUUUUGCUACUCCGGAAAAGACGUUCACAUCGUCCACAGUCAGAUUUUCAGUGGUGGAAAACUUUGGGUGUAUGGUCGAGAGCAAGUCCAGUCACUCAAGAUUCAUCCCAUUUAGAAACAACAUAGUCAGAUUCAUGGUGGACGCUUUCUUAUUCAAGGAGAUGUCGAGUCAGGUUUAUAUGCAUUGCACCAUGUCCAUAGAAAGUUUUAUUCCCACGUCCAUUUCCAAGUCCUGCAACUAUGACCGGGAUAAAAAAAGAUGGGUUGAGUUGCAUGGGUCAGACUCCCUGUGUGCCUGCUGUGACUCGGUGUGUAUAUCUGAUGGCUCUGCUGCCCCCAGAAUGGUCAGUAGUGCUGCUUGGCCCUUGGAGCCAGAGGUGAAACACUCAUUAUUGCGGAACUUAACCAGCAUCACCGGGGCCACCUCAUCAAAAACACCGUCCUCAUCAGCAACUAGAAAGCCAUCUCCAACUUCCUCAAGAACGAAGACAAAGCCACUGCCAACCAAGAGGUCCAGAAAGGUGCCAGAGAGAAGGAGCACAUCAAAGCCAAAGGUGACCUCCAGCUCAACUGUCAUGGCUAAUUCUGCUGUAGAGUUUAAGAAUCCAGUCAGAGGUCGGGGUUUGAAGCGGGGUGGGGAAAGAUGGACCGACGGCUUUGCUGUUGUUGAGGAGGAUCAGGGGGCCGUGCGGAGGUUGGAUGAGUAUGUUUACCUGGUGGUUCACCUGCUGAUUUGUUUUUUGGAGGGAUCCUUCCAACCCCACUGGGUAGUUUUGCCUCAGCAAUUACUAACCAACAAGCGUCGUAUUGCCCUAAAAAAAUCUAACAGUCGCUACAUCACCUCUGUAUUCCAGUCAGACAGGGUUCUCCUUGGUCCUUAG
Synchiropus splendidus (mandarinfish) is the source of this 1692-nucleotide messenger RNA. It is a transcript of the gene zp3d.2, whose product is annotated as zona pellucida glycoprotein 3d tandem duplicate 2. Gene Ontology annotation, biological process: egg coat formation; binding of sperm to zona pellucida; positive regulation of acrosome reaction. Gene Ontology annotation, cellular component: extracellular matrix. Gene Ontology annotation, molecular function: acrosin binding. Bases 1 to 1692 code for a protein of 563 amino acids. Lineage: Eukaryota; Metazoa; Chordata; Actinopteri; Syngnathiformes; Callionymidae. The transcript has 10 exons. The record is from RefSeq and is a predicted model, not a curated record.